GUGUCCCCACAGCUGCGUGGGGGUGGAGGAGGAGGCGGCGGCUGAGAUCGACCUGUACCACUGCCCCCAGUGCGCCGUGCUCAGGGGGCCCUCCGUCAUGAAGCGGCGCAGGGGCCCCCCGAAAGCUCCGGAUCAGGAGCCCCCCGGGAGCCGCCCUGCCCGGACCGGGAGCGCCCAGUUCAUCCGGGAGCUGCGGGGACGAACCUUCCCCAGCGCGGAUGAGGUGCUGCUGCGGCCGGGGGGGGCCCAGCUGACGGUGGAGUACCUGGAGGAGAACAGCUUCAGUGUGCCCAUCCUGGUGUCCCGGCAGGAGGGGCUGGGAAUGACCCUGCCCCCCCCCUCCUUCACCCCCCGUGACGUCCUGCACUACGUGGGUGAGCCUGGGGGGGACACGGGGGGCUUUGGGGGCUCA
Molecule: messenger RNA, 412 nt
Organism: Empidonax traillii (willow flycatcher)
Lineage: Eukaryota; Metazoa; Chordata; Aves; Passeriformes; Tyrannidae
Product: histone lysine demethylase PHF8-like
Exons: 3
Biological process (GO): protein demethylation; regulation of transcription by RNA polymerase II
Molecular function (GO): histone demethylase activity; transcription coregulator activity
Source: RefSeq, a predicted model, not a curated record